Uranotaenia lowii is the source of this 1670-nucleotide messenger RNA. RefSeq lists its product as uncharacterized. The record is from RefSeq and is a predicted model, not a curated record. NCBI's taxonomy places the organism in Eukaryota, Metazoa, Arthropoda, Insecta, Diptera, Culicidae. The coding region runs from base 171 to 1232 and encodes 353 amino acids. The transcript is spliced from 4 exons. Gene Ontology annotation, molecular function: lipase activity.
UACCUUGAAAGUUGAAGGUUGAGAAGUCUUUGGAUCUGACUACUAAUACUAUCUUUCGGACGAAGAUUUAAGGUUAAGACAACGCGGGGCUGAAAGUCACCCUACGGCUAGAUCAUAUAGGCGUAACGACUAGUCAGUGAGCGCGAGUGAGUAAAAUAUCGAUAGCGACUAUGCUGCUGCGACUAAAGGUCUUCUCGCUCGGUCUGCCGCGGCGGACUGAAUCACUACUAGCCGCCCUGCUGCUCGGCUUCCUAUGUAUCGGCGGCUUCAUCAAUGGUGUGUCCAGUGCCGAUAAGUACGAGGAGGGCAUUCUCUUCAAAUAUUACAACUCCACACGUGACGUCGUGCACGCGUUCAGCUUUGCAACAAACAAAUCGUACGAGUACGACGUGUCGUGCAACCCCUCGGAGAAGUUUGCCAUCGUCGUCUUCGGGUGGAAAGUUGGGUGCGACAAGUACUUUGUGCAGGAUUUGAUUGGAAAUCUCACAAAGCAUCGGGGAGGAUGUGUGAUCUGUAUGGAUUACGACGUCUUCGCUCAGGUGCCGAGCUAUCUGCGCCUGAGAGGUCAGAAGACCCAGAUCCAGAACAUCUUGAAGCGUAAGCUGCAGUUCCUGGAGGCGGAGGGAUUCAACCCGGACAACGGUUAUCUGUAUGGGUUCAGUUUCGGGGCCAACAUGGUUCUGGAAGCGGCCAAGGAGUUCGGCGUGAAGAAAAUCAAACAAAUCGAUGUUUGCGAAGUAGUGGGCAUGGCGAUGGAUGCGACCUUCGCAGUGGCCCCGAACUGGCGCAAGGCGGCUAAAAACGUCCAGUGUAUUCAUACCAGCAAACAGUAUGGAACGCGGUUCCUGAGCAGUUGCCACCAGGACUGGAUCCUGGGAGAUUGCGGAGAGCAACAGGAUGCAGCACCUCUGUCCGCCUUUGGAUCGCACGGAGUAUGCACCCUGUUCUAUAACAGCGCCUUCGAGCAUGACUUUUUGGCCAUCGAAAAACCAAGCAACUGCACCGCCGAUCAGGAAGCGGAAGAUUGGCCCGAAGGAUUUAAGAUGGGAUACAUGGAAACACGCAAAACGGGCAUCCGAGGGCAGUUGUUUGCUAGGACCUAUGGAAAGUUCCCAUUCAACGAACCAGCCGAAGAACCAGCCGUUACAGAGACCGCGAAUGCGCUGAGAUUUGAUCCGGUGGAUUUCUCCGACUACGGGGACAUAGCAAAUGAUUUUGUAACCAACGAUUAAAUCCUUUCAGAGUGGUAUUGGGAUUAUCCAAAUACUUAUAGUGUUCAAUUAUGAUUUAAUGAAAUUGUAACCUUCAUCAUCCAAGCAAAUUAAAAAAUCGAAGCAAAUAUUUAUUCUAGAUCUAGUGUCAAAAGUAAGAUAAGGAACUGGGAGGCAGUAUUCAAAAUGGUAUGGUGAAAUUUAUCAAUAUUUAAAGGGAAUUAUUUUUUUAAGAAGAUCGUCCAGACAUCAGACAUAAAUGGGACAUUUAUCAAUUGUUAAUGCUGGCAAAAGUAGAAUACUAUGUACAAGAGGGUAUCUAAAGGUAGAGUCAGCGUCCAUAUAAAGCUGCAUGAGGUUGGGUAAAACCAUUACAUUUAUUCUGUUGAUAAAUAAAUACAUGUGUCAGUUGACUGUAGCACCUUCCGCAAUAAACGAAUUUACCCAUACAAAUUACAA